Abrus precatorius (Indian licorice) is the source of this 2223-nucleotide messenger RNA. Its product is annotated as CBL-interacting protein kinase 2-like. The transcript has 2 exons. NCBI's taxonomy places the organism in Eukaryota, Viridiplantae, Streptophyta, Magnoliopsida, Fabales, Fabaceae. Bases 544 to 1941 code for a protein of 465 amino acids. Gene Ontology annotation, biological process: protein phosphorylation; signal transduction. The record is from RefSeq and is a predicted model, not a curated record. Gene Ontology annotation, molecular function: protein kinase activity; ATP binding.
GACACAUACCAUCUCCUCUUCCUCUUUCAAAGCACACAAAACACUGAACAGAGAGAAAGAGAAAGAGAGAGAGAGAGGAGAAAUUCUCAAGUCUUCUACCAGGUGCAUCUUUCAUUAUAUGUUCUGCUGCUUGGUAACUGAAAGGCUAUGCUGUUUUAGUCCUUGAUUAUUCUACAAACUUUCUCAGACGUCGAUAUUCUUCAGUGUUCUCUAGUGUCAUCUCAAAAAUCAGGGAAUGCUGAAAGAUGUGCUUGAUAGUUGAAAACUCCUUUGCUGAGGUUAAUGAGUUUCUGCCUCCCCAUGAGCUACCCUUGUUCAACCUUGAUGAGAUUGGAUGUUUAGUCCACUGCCCAUAUCUUUUCUGUGCUCAAGCGACUGAGGUGCCAAAAAAUCUCAGCCAUUCUUUGAUCUCAAAACAUGAUGUUUGUGAAGACGGUUGAACUUUGAAUUUCUGUGUAGCAGUUUCCUGCUUCCGGCCCUGUGAUUGCCUAAAUUUUGUUCUAUUGAUAUUAGCAUUGGUUUAUACAAAACGUAUUGCUAGAAAUGGAGCAGAAAGGAAGUGUGCUUAUGCAACGAUAUGAACUAGGAAGAUUAUUAGGCCAAGGAACUUUUGCGAAGGUCUACCAUGGAAGGAACCUCAAAACUGGCAUGAGUGUAGCCAUUAAAAUUAUUGAUAAAGAGAGGGUUUUGAAAGUUGGCAUGAUUGAUCAGAUUAAGCGUGAAAUUUCAGUAAUGAGACUGAUCAGGCAUCCACAUGUGGUAGAGCUUUAUGAGGUAAUGGCCAGCAAAACCAAAAUUUAUUUUGUCAUGGAGUAUGUAAAAGGAGGGGAGCUAUUCAACAAGGUAUCCAAAGGAAAGCUAAAGCAAGAUGAUGCUAGGAGAUAUUUUCAGCAAUUGAUCAGUGCUGUUGACUACUGCCAUAGCCGAGGUGUGUGUCAUCGCGAUCUGAAACCCGAAAAUCUUCUAUUGGAUGAAAAUGAAAAUUUGAAGGUCUCAGAUUUUGGGUUAAGUGCGCUUGCUGAAACCAAGCACCAAGAUGGACUACUCCAUACUACAUGUGGUACCCCUGCGUAUGUAGCCCCAGAAGUGAUAAACAGAAAGGGUUAUGAUGGAGCCAAAGCUGAUAUAUGGUCAUGUGGUGUGAUCUUGUAUGUUCUAUUGGCUGGUUUUCUUCCAUUUAGAGAUUCAAAUCUGAUGGAGAUGUACAGGAAGAUUGGCAAGGGAGAAUUCAAAUUUCCUAACUGGUUUGCACCGGAUGUACGCAGAUUGUUGUCCAGAAUCUUGGAUCCAAAUCCAAAGACCAGGAUAUCAAUGGCCAAAAUUAUGGAAAGUUCUUGGUUCAAAAAGGGGUUAGAGAAGCCCAUCAUCACCAAGAAUGACGACAAAGAACUAGCUCCUCUUGAUGCUGAUGGAGUAUUUGGAGCUUGUGAGAAUGGAGGCCCUAUGGAACUGUCAAAAGACUCAAAACCUUGUAAUUUAAAUGCUUUUGAUAUCAUCUCUUUUUCAUCAGGUUUUGACUUGUCUGGUUUGUUUGAGGAGACUGAUCGAAAGAAAGAAUUGCGAUUUACAUCUAACAAGCCGGCUUCAAUUAUCAUCUCUAAGCUAGAAGAAAUUUGUAAGCGUCUUCGGCUGAAAGUGAAGAAGAAAGAUGGAGGUUUGUUCCAGUUAGAAGGUUCCAAGGAAGGAAGGAAAGGGCCUUUGGGUAUUGAUGCAGAGAUUUUUGAGAUCACCCCUAUCUUUCAUCUAGUGGAGUUAAAGAAGUCCAAUGGAGAUACAUUAGAGUACCAAAAGCUUUUGAAACAAGAAGUUAGGCCUGCACUUAAGGACAUUGUUUGGAAUUGGCAAGGAGAACAGCCACAGCAAUUGCAACAUGUAGUAGUGCAGAAAGAGGAACAGCCUUAUUCUGGCAUAUCAGAGGUUGUAGCACAACCAACUGCAUAAUGAUAUUUUGUCCCUAAAUUGAAUUAUUUUUAUGUUAUGUGCUUUUAGUCUUCUUUAUGUUCUUGCUUAGCUUGUAUAAUUAGUUGCAUAUUUAACCAUUUGGGUAUUUUGUUCUCUGUAUUGACUAUAUGUUAUAAAUGGCAUUAGCAUUUUUUGGCUUAAAAUGGUGGGUGGUGCUAAGAAUUUGCUGUAACUUUAAUAGCAUACUUUACUAAGAUCCCUUCUUUAUAUUAUUAGGGGAAAUAAAACACGAUCAGUUUUAUUUUUAUAAAACUCCUCUUU